Molecule: messenger RNA, 666 nt
Organism: Fusarium musae
Lineage: Eukaryota; Fungi; Ascomycota; Sordariomycetes; Hypocreales; Nectriaceae
Exons: 1
Coding region: 1-666 (221 amino acids)
Biological process (GO): positive regulation of transcription by RNA polymerase II
Cellular component (GO): nucleus
Molecular function (GO): DNA-binding transcription factor activity; transcription cis-regulatory region binding
Source: RefSeq, a predicted model, not a curated record
AUGAUCCGAGGCUUCAGCGGCGCUGAAAAGCUCUCCUACUCGACCGAAGUCCGAGAAUGCGUGAGAGAUCACGGAAGUUUAAGCCUUCACACGUUGGUCGGCUGUCCGCCAGUCAUGUUCUUCAAGAUUGGUCAGGUACUCGAGGCUGGUAAAGUUUACCUGGCCGGAGACUUGCCAGUUGAACAGUUUGAGCAAUUACUCGAUGGAGCUGAGAAGUUCCUCCGUGGCUGGGAUCCCGAUCAAGCCGUAUAUCCCACCAGCCACCAGGAAUGGAAACAUCUUGCCGAGGCAUAUAGACACGCAUGCUUACUUCGUGUGAUGCGGUUUCCCGACGCUUUCGCAAUCUCAUGCGACGACCCUCGGAUAAAAGCCUCUGUCUCUGCGGUUUUGGAUGUCUGUGCUACGAUACCAAGAGACAGCGUGUUCUACAAGCGUUUGCUAUUUCCUCUGUUCCUAGCAGGAGCCGAUACUUGCUCACCGCAUCAAAUACACUAUGCAAGCUGGUGUAUUAACGAAAUCAAGCACUCUACAGGCUUCCAGCACCCCGCCAUGACGGAGCUGUUGACGAAAGUCUGGGACGAGAGAAGGACGAAUCCUCGAGGCUGGUCUAACGUUCCCUGGAUGGAAUUUGUAAGCUCAUUGCUUGGUAUCUUUGGUCCGUACUGA